CCCAGCUGGCUCCUGACGCAGCGGAGGCUCCGCCCCGGGCGUGACGCCAGCGUCAGGCCAGUCCCGGCAGCCUCCGCGGUCGACCGCGGUGGAUCGCAGAGGAAUUUUCCCCGUGAGCGGCCCGGGCUCAGUUCAGCAGCUGUCCAGACCCCGGUGGGCGAUAGUGUCGCCUCCAGCCUUUCUCCUACCGCCCUCCCGUCCGUUCGAGCGCCCCCAGCCCUCCCGCGAGGGCGCCCCGGGACGGAAGGAACCACCAGCCUGUCGGCGCCCGCCGUUCUCGUGGUCGCCGUCGCCGUCGUCGUUGUGGUAGUCUCCGCCGUCGCCUGGGCCAUGGCCAAUUACAUCCACGUCCCACCCGGCUCUCCGGAGGUGCCCAAGCUGAACGUCACGGUUCAAGAUCAGGAAGAACAGCGCUGCCGGGAAGGGGCCCUGAGCCUCCUGCAACACCUGCGGCCGCACUGGGACCCUCAGGAGGUGACCCUGCAGCUCUUCACAGAUGGAAUCACAAAUAAACUUAUUGGCUGUUACGUGGGUAAUACCAUGGAAGACGUAGUCCUGGUGAGAAUUUAUGGCAAUAAAACUGAGUUGUUAGUUGAUCGAGAUGAAGAAGUGAAGAGUUUUCGAGUGUUGCAGGCUCAUGGCUGUGCACCACAACUCUAUUGUACCUUCAACAAUGGACUAUGCUAUGAAUUUAUACAGGGAGAAGCGUUGGAUCCAAAGCAUGUCUGCAAUCCAGCCAUUUUCAGGCUGAUAGCACGCCAGCUUGCUAAAGUCCAUGCUAUCCAUGCACAUAAUGGCUGGAUCCCAAAAUCUAAUUUGUGGCUCAAGAUGGGAAAAUAUUUCUCUCUCAUUCCCACAGGAUUUGCAGAUGAAGACAUUAAUAAAAGGUUCCUAAGUGAUAUCCCAAGCUCUCAGAUUCUUAAGGAAGAGAUGACUUGGAUGAAGGAAAUUCUUUCCAACCUGGGCUCUCCUGUUGUGCUUUGCCAUAAUGACCUAUUGUGUAAGAAUAUAAUCUACAAUGAGAAACAAGGUGAUGUACAGUUCAUUGAUUAUGAAUAUUCUGGAUACAACUACCUGGCAUAUGAUAUUGGAAAUCAUUUCAAUGAAUUCGCAGGUGUAAGUGACGUAGACUAUAGUCUCUAUCCAGAUAGAGAGCUACAGGGCCAGUGGCUGCGUUCUUACCUUGAAGCCUACAAGGAAUAUAAAGGGUUUGGGACUGAAGUUACUGAAAAGGAGGUAGAAAUACUCUUCAUUCAAGUCAAUCAGUUUGCAUUGGCUUCUCAUUUCUUUUGGGGAUUGUGGGCUCUGAUUCAAGCCAAAUAUUCUACUAUUGAGUUUGAUUUUCUUGGGUAUGCAAUUGUUCGUUUUAACCAGUACUUUAAAAUGAAGCCUGAGGUUACUGCAUUGAAAGUGCCUGAGUAAAGAAGAGAUUUAAUUAUUCUCAAGUAGCUGAGCAAUGCUUGUGAAUUGUUUUCUUAAGAAAUUCCAAAAAGCCAAUAUUUGUUAAAAUUCUGUUACUUAAUUUGGUUAUCUUGCUUUACAAAUUAUGCCUCAAAACAACCAAUCUAUUUUUUAAAUAGACUUGAGUGAUGUCACAAUGUAUACCUACUGCUAUCAGUAUGUGGUGGAUUAGAUAUUUGUUAAAUCUGCAAAAGGUAUAAAGAUGUCAGUUUAAGCCUUUCUGUGAUAAUUUACUCUGUUACAUGUGAAUUAUUUAUUAUGAAUUUAACAUGAUCUGUGACUUCUUUCAUCUGAUUCAUUUGUUUGUUGAGUGUAUGCAAUGAAAAUGUUCCAGAGAAAUUUAAGUUUUAUCUUAUAAUUUUACAAAAAUUUUCUGGUUGUUCAUUGUAACUUUUUUUUAUCUUGAUUCUAAGUAAAAUGAAUUAUUUACCCUUGAAAUACCAGUCACUGAUUGGUAUAGAUAAUUUAGGGUUUUCAUAUAAAAAUAUCUGCUUAGAAGGGAAAAAUACAUUUAUGUCUCUGUUGGUGGUACAUCUUCUUGAAUUAAAUAUUGGAAAACAUUUCCUUUUGGGGAACUACAACUUAGAACUAAAUUCUUGUCUCUUUAUAUUUGCCACAUAACCCUGGAAUAAGAAUAAUGAUUUAAUGUUACCAAAAUCUGUAGUUAGUACUGUUUUCAAGUGCUAAAUGUGGACAUUGGAGUUACCAGUUCAGUUUUUAAAAUUUCAUGGUAUCAAAUUGUUUCUAAUCCAAAUUUUGUUUUACUUAAUUGAGAUACUGUAUGUUUUAGUUUAUUACAUAAUAGCUUGUAUUGUUAAUUUUCAAACAGACACACAAAAUUGUCAUUCUUAUAAAGAAUAUCAUUUAGAUUGAUUCUUUUUUUAAAAAAAUCUAUUCAGAUUCAUUCCUUUUUUGGUUUCAUGGUUUACUUUGGUUCUGUCUUUAGAGUGAUAGCAAAUAAUUACUUGAUACAUUUAAUUUCAGAGUAAUAUGUUGAGGCAGUGAAUGAGUUAAAUAAGGAACAUUGAGGACAUUGAUCUUGUAUACUUAAAAUCUGACAAGCAACAAAAUGUGAAUUUAGCAGAAAUACUUAUGGUAGGAGGGCUUCUGUUGUUUUUAUGUAUCUUGUUUUUGUUUAAGUAUAUAUUUUGUUUAGGGGUGAGAGAGGCAGUUAUAUUAUGGAAGAAAGUUAGAUCUUUGGGAUAGUUAGGAAGGCUUCAAGUUUUAAAGACUGCUCUGUGGAGUUGAGCAGUCAUGGUUAACUAUACUUAGAAAAUUAGUCUGACAGGCUUUGCACUUUCGUCACGUAAGUGCUCAUGUACAAAGUUGGCUUACUGGAUCUGCAUAUUCAAAGAUUUGUAAGAUAUGCAACUACAAAUUUAUCCUCUGAGAAAUCUUCUGGGGAGUCUGAUGUAUUAUUCCAAAUGACUUAUAUUCUCAGACAAGUGCUUUAAAAUUACUUGGAUUAUCUCAAGAUAAUAAAGUAAAUAGAAACACUUACAGACCAUUUAAAAUGGUACAUUCUAGUUACAUAAAUAGACUCUUAAAAUGUUUGUAUCUGUAACAGUGUUAGACCAAAAUUUGGUUUCUACCUCCCCAAUGUUAUAAAUGUUCACUUUUGUUUUUAUAAACCAUAUUACUGUAAGAUCAAUAAAAUUUUGCCUAGUUGAUUAAAUAAAUGGAACCAAUUAAAUAAUGAGUAGCUUUUUAUAAUGUUAAAGUAAAUUCAAAAAAACUUGUUUUUGGUGGAAUUUUCAUCUGUGGUUUGAACAUUAGCAUAGAAUGAUGAAGAAUAUGUAAUGUUACUCUUGAUUUUUUGCUCUCUGACUUUUAAAGUCCAAGAGUAUAUAUCUUAUACUACUAUGGGAGGAAAGAAGAUCAUUUUUCUACCUUACUUCAUAAUCUUACUUCAAACUAUUUUGAAUAGAGAUUCACUGAGCCUUUGUUGUUAGUCUGCGCAUAGCUGCUAGCUGUGAUACUAAGUGAUUCAGAGAGAUUCAUAUAGAAUUGAAUGUAGCCGGGAAUAAAGGCUGUCGCUUUAGUCCUGGAAGAAGUAUUCAGUGGAUCUUGGGAACAAGUUAAGAUACUUAAACUGUUGCCCUCAUUCUGGCUAGAUUGAGGGUAUUGUGAUGCUCCUGCUUCCUGUACAGGUUUUGCGGAUCAUGGUGCAGAUUAACAAUAGGGUUCAAAAUAGCUUCUCUUUAUAUUGGCCAUUUAAGGGAUUCUAAAGAAGAGUAAAUCUCAACAGCACUCUAAAAUCAUCCCUCUUAAAUUAAAAUUUGUCUUGUGGCUUGCUGAGAUAUCAGUUGCCUUUUUAUGUUAAGCUAAGGAAUUUGAAUGCCUUACCUAAUCACUCAAUUGGUAGUAAGCUCAUUUUGUAUAUAUGAAAAUGGUUGUUAGAAGUGGCUUUCAUAUAUGUUCAAUGUUAGUCAAUAGACCAUAGUGGCCUCAAUGCUUUUAACAAGCAAAAUUCCACCCCCUUCUUUUAUCCCCCCUUAUAUACUUGUAACCAAUGAUAUUUGAUUUUUUUUUUCCUCUCCUGACCCCAUGCUACCAACAUUUUCUGGAAAUCAAAGAGAUGUGGUAGCAAAUCAUACUGUUGACAUGAUCAUAUGAGAUCAAUAUGAGCACAAAACUCAUCAACUAGGUCUGCCUGGAAUGUGUAUAAAGCAGUGUAAAUAAAAAUUUGUAAAUAAGUGUGAAUUGUAUCUUGCAUAUGAGAUUGUGUAUUGUUUUGCAUUCUCUUCCCUUUUGUAGACUUUUUUUUUUUUUUUCUGUCAGGAAAUGAAUCUAGUUCAUUGCUUUUAGACUGAAAAUAGCCAACAGUUAUGGCUGUACAGUGAGGUGACAGGAACUGGAAAUAGGGUUUUAUCAGCUUUGGUUAAUGUCAGUAAUUAUUUAUUUAGCCUCUCAGUGCCUAAUAAGACUUUUCUCAUUUUUCAGUUUGCCAUCAAUUUUUGUAAGGUUAGCUUCCUGGAAGCAGUGAAUUUAUGUACUGUUAUAGUAUUAGAGUUUCAUUCUUUGAGUCACAAUUCUAAACUAAAGGAAACUGAAAAUAUAGUUUAAUGCUUAUAUACUGAUGUAUUAUUAUCUUUUCCUGUUUGUGGAAAUAUGUUUGUUAAUAUUUUCUACAAAAAAAAACCCCUUUGAAGUUUAGUGUGAAUCUUAAUCCCAUAAAGAGAUGGCAAAUAACUUCUCUUAGUUCAACUUAAAAAUUUCUCAGGUGACUUCUCUAAAGUUGUUCAUUGUAGGAUUGUAAAAGACAGAAAAGACAUAGGUGAUCUUUUAAUGACAAGUAUAUCCAUUUUUUUACUAAAAAUAUUUACUUUAACUUCAUAAGUAUUUUAACUAAAACUUCCAGACUUAAAAAAGUCCCCCCAAACACUCUCAAUUAAAAGUUAAAAACCUCCACUUUUAAAAUUAUCCAGAUAUUUCUUUUUUACAUUAUACAGAAGACUUCAGUACCAGUUUUAGUUCAUUACUUCAUAAUAUAAAUAAAAAUACUGUCAAUUUGGUUUUUUUGCUUUAUUUUGAAGCAUUUUAUACUGCAUUCCAAAGUAGUAAAGACUUCAACAUUUAAUAUUAAUCACUUAUUCAGUUGAUAGACAAAGUAAACAGUGCUUUAUGCUAGGAGAGUUUUGUUAUUGGCAUCAACUUGUACUACUGUACACAGAAGGUAAAUACUAGUAAUUAUUAUGCACAGAGGAAAAAGAAUUAAAGUAAUGUGGUAAAGUAGCUUUGUUUUUUCUUUGGUCCAUUAGAUUUCAGAAUGUCCUUUUACUGGGAAAUUUAGUUACAUAUUAAGGCACUCUGUUUUAUUUUCAUUUCUUAAAAAUAAAACCUAGCUAAAUGUUAUAUUCAACUACCUUUUUUUUCUAUUACAUACCACAUGUGUGAUUACAGUGUUAAUUUUUGGGUUUGAUGUCUUAAACAGAAAAGUGUAUCAAUUAUUUUAAAUGAAUAUUUCCCCAAUUUUGUACUCGGUCUAUAAAAAAAUGUUACUGUAAAAGAAAACACAUGGUUCACAUUGCUUUGAUAUGUGAAAUCUGAAAUUUAAUAAGAUGUAUUACCUAAUGAAUUUUUUUUAACAAUUUUUAGACUGAAAAUUUUUUAUUUCCAGAAUUUGAUAUGGGAAGAAAAUCUGAACUAUUUGGAUGGGGGAAAAAAUGAUGGUGCUUAUAAGCACUAUAAAAUUCUUUUGUGUUUCAGGCAUCAUCCAAAACUUUUUUUAGUAGACUUCUCUCCUGAAAUUUUCUUUUUCUUUCCUGCAUGCACUUACUGUACUACUGACAUUAUAAAUCAGCAGGGUUAAGAUAUUAGUAUAUCUGUAUUCAUUAUGAAUCUAUAACUUUUCUAGUUAUGAAAACAGUGCUCUCUAAAAUAUUCUUAAUCUCAUUUUUUUGGUUAAUAUCUUACCCACUAAUGGUAUUUUAGAUACCAUUAAUCCUUUUAAUGAAACACAGGAUGUUUAUAAAAUUUGGAAGCAUUACAUAUUAUAUUUCAUCUAGUUAGUGAAGAGAAAAGGAAAAAAAAACCCUAGGUGAUUGGAAUGGUAGGCUUUUGAAAGUUAAGUUUAAAAACUCUUAAUAAGAAACUAUCAGAGAUAGAUUGAAAUCCAGUGGUAUCCAUGUAAACUAGCUCCUAUGACUUGGAAAAGGCCCCCCAAAAAGCAGUGGAGGAGAUGAGAGUGUUUACUUACCGUGGUUUUAGUUGUGGUAUGCUCCUACUUAAAUACAGGUAGUGACAUACAGAAUUUUAUUGUCCAAUAAUCUGAAGUAGUUUUCUGUAUUUAACUGUACUGAAAUAACUAUAAGUUUAUGGAAUUUACAAAGAAGAAACUUUUGACUCUACUGUGUUUAGGAGGCUUUGUACAGUUAGGUCAAGUUUCCAUGAUAGAAAGUAUUUGAAUUUUAAAACAUACUGUUAUUCUAAGGAAGAAGAUGUGGCUAUCCCAUGUGCAAGGAAAAAAAAAAUGGAAUGAGUAAUUGUCAUUGCAUUAGCUGUUUGUUGAAUUGGGAAAUUGUGGCAUAAAGCUUAAAUUUGUGUUUAUCAAAUGUGAACUAUAGUAGUAUAAUGCUGCUUUGUAUAUACUGUAAGUGCUACAAAUAGUCUCAGCACUGAAAAUGUAUUGAUACCUCUCAAAUGAAUGCAACUUUUGAUGUAGGUGUUUUGAUAUGCCUCAGAAAGUAUCUGAGUGUCUGAGAAUUUGUUAGUCUGUUUGCUAAUGGAGAUACUUCCUGUUUUUUUUGUUGCAUAAUUCAUGUUUAAAAUUUAAUUUUUACAUUUUUACUACUGUUAAUUUAAGUAAAAUUCUUCUGUGGAAAAAAUGGCAUUGCCAGUGAAGAAAAUUAAAACGGCCUCAUUCAUGUAACUGCUUAAGUAAAAAUACAUUUUUACUAUAUGUUCAAGAACUUUUCAUGGAAGCAGUUUGUUUUUCUGUUUAAAUAUAAGUGAUGUUUAGCCUUUAUUUCCAUAUUAAUAAGGCUUUUUACCAUUGAUUAAAUGAAGGAAUGUAUCUUUUUGAAGAGAUUUAUAUUCUGUAAAUAAAAAUUGGUUGUAACAAUAAAGUUGGGUUCUAACUACA
Molecule: messenger RNA, 7045 nt
Organism: Ictidomys tridecemlineatus (thirteen-lined ground squirrel)
Lineage: Eukaryota; Metazoa; Chordata; Mammalia; Rodentia; Sciuridae
Gene: Etnk1
Product: ethanolamine kinase 1
Biological process (GO): phosphatidylethanolamine biosynthetic process
Cellular component (GO): cytoplasm
Molecular function (GO): ethanolamine kinase activity
Source: RefSeq, a predicted model, not a curated record